Molecule: messenger RNA, 1185 nt
Organism: Talaromyces marneffei
Lineage: Eukaryota; Fungi; Ascomycota; Eurotiomycetes; Eurotiales; Trichocomaceae
Exons: 1
Coding region: 1-1185 (394 amino acids)
Source: RefSeq, a predicted model, not a curated record
AUGGGCCGGUCAUUGUUCUCGCGAUUGACUGGAACGCCAGCCAACACUUCGGCAAACAAUCAACUGGUUCGCCAUGACGAUACUCAGCAGUCCACCGACAGCUCUCCCGCGCAUGUUUCUUUCCCGAGUGGAAUCAAGGUGCUUCAUGAUUGUCCUGACGCCACGAUCGAUAUAUGUUUUGUCCAUGGCUUGACUGGGAAUCGAGAGAGUACCUGGACGGCCGAGGGAAAACCCGAACCCUGGCCAAAGGCUCUCCUUCCAUCCGAGAUCGGGAAUGCUCGUAUCAUUACCUUUGGCUACGAUGCCUAUGUUGUGCGGGCAUCAGCGGCUAGCAAGAACCAUUUAAGGGAUCAUGCUGAUAACCUUGUCAAUGCUUUGACGGUGGAUAGAGCACGUAUCAAUGCCUCAACUCGCGCCCUGAUUUUUGUGGCUCAUAGUUUGGGGGGUCUUGUGUGCAAAAAAGCACUCUUAAGUUCACGAGUCAACGGCGAGGCUGAUCUUCGCGGCAUAUUCAAGUCCACCAAAGGCAUCAUUUUCAUGGGCACUCCUCACGAGGGAUCAUGGGCGGCAAACUGGGCAAUUUUUCCAGCAAAAUUGCUCAGCUUGAUCAAGUCUACCAACAUAAAUCUACUGGAUACCCUAGGCCGAGGUAAUGAAAUGCUCGAAGAUAUUCAACAUGAUUUUUUAUCAAUGAUUGCAAAUCCCCACAAAAAAAAUAGUGGGGGUAUCAAAGUGAUGUGCUUCUAUGAAGAAUUGGGAUAUGGCCCAAAAGGAAUCUGUUUUGUAUCCAAGAAAUCUGCAACCUUGGCAGGCCAAAACGACUUCAGCAUUCAUGCAACUCAUGAAAACAUGGUCAAAUUCGCUUCCAGCAAGGAUCCCGGAUUCCAUAUGCUGUGUGGAGUGUUGGUUAAAUGGGAACAUGAAAUCAAGGAAGAGACUGCUAAAGCUCUUGCUGAUCAGCAGCAGCAGCAGCAUGAGGGAACGAAAAGGCCGGGCGACGCAAAUCCUGGUCAAUCCGGUAACCAGCAUACUGGAAAUACCUAUAACUAUAACUCUGGAGGUGGAAACCAAUCUGGAAACACCUAUCAAUCUGGAAACACCUAUCAAUCUGGAAACACCUCUUACAACUCUGGAAGUGGACACCAAUUUCAAGGGAGUCAUUUCAAUGGAAAUGUAAGAUUUUAA